ACUACGCUGUAUUACCUCAGGAAGAGGACUUCUGUCGCCUGUUCGAAGUCGCACCUCAGUCAGAGUGCUAGGAACCGAGUUCAGGAAUAGUCGUAUUCUGCGUUUUGUCCGUGUUGUUUCUGGUUGUUUGAAGAAAGUUCUACUACUGUCACUGUGUCCCGAUUGGCGUGUGUAUUCUUCAGUGGAUCCAGUCUGGAGUUGCAUCAGUUGAUGAGACGGCAGUCACGUUUUUACGAUUGACGGUCACAGCAUAGAGGGAAAAGUCAAGGAAUUGGCAGCAGCGUGAGCGAUCGCCAAGCAUUAGGUCUAGGCAGCGCGAUAUUGGCAGAAUUAUCCAGUGCAUGUGUGUGAGCAGUUGUUCUCUCUGAUACCUACUUGUGUACGGAGGUGGCCCCAGUUGUGUAGUUUGGGAGUUUCGCUUUCAAGUCUCGUGGUUUUUUAUUUCCCCCAAGUGGGUUGGAAAGUUUGUUGCUGGCGAGGAAAAUAAAGGCCCCGUUUUGUAAAACGUGAAAAGUGUGACUAGAAUUUCUGGGAAAUUAUUGAUCGAGGAAAAGGCUUAGUGGAGGAAACGAGUGUAUCCAAGGCGAAUCAGCCCAGUGUGGAGGCGAAGUUGCUACGAGAAAUAAAGCAUUUAACCCGAAAAGUGGGGUGAUUUCUUUAAUUCUCUCAGAAAUUGAAGAACGCGGUGAGUGUGAGCUUGUGUGUUUGCCAGAUCCGCUGUGUAGCAGUCAACGUGUGGAUACGCUAUAGUUAUUUGUGUGCUGAAGAGUGUUUUGCCGAGUUGCUGUUUGGGCCAAAUCGAAGAGCAAAGGUUGUGUAAUUUUUUCGAUACCAGACACCGACCGAAAAGUGCAGUGACAGUUUACACCCCAACUGGGUUGUGUACCAAUAGUUAAUUCUUCUCAACGAACAACAGUAAACAAAUCGAAGAUGCCCCAAUCGGACGGGGGUUACGUGUCGCUUACGGGCGGUCCCCAGUCGGUGUACAACUCAACGACCGAGCCCCAGUCGGCGUCCAAGUCGGUCAUGGAAACGGUCAAGCGGGUCAUCGGAUCGGCCAUCGGGGCCCAGGAUAAGCACGCCCUGAUCGAACGGGACGGGGCCCAGCCGUACAUCAUCAGCAGCAGGGACCGCGACAAGACCGGCAAAGCGGCCAACACCAGAAUGCCAUCCGCUCCAGCCCACACUGCCGAGGAAGCCCGCCUGUUGGGAACCAUGCCCGUGGACCCAAUGGACGACAUCGAGCUUCGCUCCGUUCAGCUGCAGUACCCGAACCAGCGGGGCUCGAUCGUGGGCCAGUGCGACCUGCGACGAGUACCCACGGACAAAGGCGACAUUCUGGUCGCCGUUCAGGGCGAUACAACGAAACCAGGCAUCGUUACCUACCACGAUCUGGGACUGAACUAUGCAUCGAGUUUUGCUGGAUUUUUCAACUUCCCAUCAAUGCGUGCCCUGCUGGAUAACUUCUGUGUCUACCACGUGAACGCCCCCGGACAGGAAGAGGGAGCACCCACCUUCCCGGAAGAUUACGUGUACCCGACGUUCGAUGAGCUCGCCUCUCAGCUGCUGUUCGUGUUGUCACACUUCAACCUGAAGACGAUGAUCGGAUUGGGCGUUGGAGCUGGAGCCAACAUUUUGGCACGGUUUGCCCUGGCGCACCCGGAUAAGGUCGGAGCUCUAUGCCUAAUCAACUGCAGUUCCACGGCUGCCGGCUGGAUCGAGUGGGGCUACCAGCUGCUCAACUCCCGCAAUCUCCGCACCAAGGGUAUGACGCAAAGCGUGAUGGACUACCUGAUGUGGCACCACUUUGGACGGAAUCCGGAGGAGCGAAAUCUGGAUCUGGUGCAGCUGUACAAAUCCAACUUUGAGCGCUCGAUAAAUCCCGUCAACCUGGCCAUGUUCAUCGAUUCGUACAUCAAGCGUACCGAUCUCAACAUUGCCCGAACACCGUCGGGUACGCCACAGACAGCUGCAUCAUUGAAAAUGCCAGUACUGAACAUUACCGGAGCACUUUCGCCACACAUCGACGAUACCGUCACUUUCAACGGAAGGCUAGCGCCCGAAAAGACCAACUGGAUGAAGAUAUCCGACUGCGGUCUGGUGUUGGAGGAGCAACCCGGCAAGCUGGCCGAGGCGUUCCGAUUGUUCCUGCAGGGUGAAGGCUACGCACCAACAUUUUCACCGCAUGCAAUAAACCAUACUACAACAACUAACUACAACAUCAACAACAACAACAACGUCAACAACGACAACAACAAUGAAGAGUUCGACAAGCUGAAUGGAAACAACAAUGGUGGAGGAGGUGGCGGUGGUGCGUCAUCGGCGGCCGGCGAGAACAACAAUCUGCCCGUAAGUGCGACGACCGGUGCCGCGAUCCGGAUAACCGAGAACCCACUGCCGGAGAAUGUGGCAUGCUAGAAACGAUACAUAUCGGGCCUGGCGGGGGGCGGUGGCGGCCACGGUCCAACCAGACCGAGUAGGGUAUCCGGUUACGGGACGGGCCGGUCGUCGUUGCUCCUGGCGGGCAGCAAAUGUGACCACGGGGAAGGUAGUGGCGACGGGGGGGACGUAUUCGAAGAAGUGUGGACGAACCGUCGCUAUAGGGUAGAAAAAGUACUGUUGAAUGCUAUAUUUUCUAUACAGAUUUAGGGCCGAGGGGCGGAGCAAGCCUGCCGGUUAGAAGCUUAUCAAAUUCACACAUAUUGCUGCUGAAGACACUAACCCGUAUGACAUUCAGGUGGUGCUGAAUAGGAAGAAGAGUAUUUGUUCUUACGGGAGAAAGAAGAAGUCUUAAAAUCGAAAACUUGCCUAAAACUGUUCAUAUUACAACAAACGGAUUCUGACACUACUAAGUUCUGUUCUACUAGCCUAAUUGAAUUCAUGACGAACAGUAGUAUGAUGUGAUAGUUUCCACUACUCUCCAGAAGGGUGCACACGUGGCACUGCUCGAAUCACAGCAAUGGCAUCGAAUCGAUACUCUUUCUUCCUAUUCAAAUCCAUUUCGUCAUUAUUAGAGUUGCUUAAAUUUUUCUGAUCAAUAUCAAGAUUAUAAUAAUUGCAUUUGUUAAUCUUAUACAUAAACCAUAAGGGGAAUUUUGUUCAUUCAAAAUGAAUUUCAAGCAGCAAUAAUUGAAAACCAAAUGUAAUAUAUUGUAGAAAUAAAUUCAAAUCAAACAAGCUAAUCGCCGAAAUGGAUGGUACCAAAGAAGACAAGGGAAUCAAAAACGAACAAAACAUGGAAUGUAAACAGAUGGUAACGAAAAGAUUGUUGGCUUUGACUGAUUGUUUAAAAUAUCAUUAUUUAAAAAUUGGCGAUCACGCUGAAAAGAAAUUCUACGAAAGAAAGUGGUUAUAAACUAAUGUUUCUGUGAAGCAAGAUGCAUAUCUUAAUCCUAAAUGAUAAACACAAUGGAAAUCAUUACAUUCAACAACACUUUACGCGAGAAAGUAAGCGUCGUCGAUGACGGAAUAAAGGUUGCCCAUCACAAUGCAAAUUGCUUGAAUCAAACAAACACCCUUCCUCCCACACUUUGGAAACAACUAUGAGUUGAGAAUAAGUACUUAAGUCACCCUAUGAAAAGCUCUAAAAACCAAAUAAUCACUACACAAAAACACAAGCCAUUAAACUAACGAUUAAGCACCUGUUGUUUUUGAAUCACACAAACACUUACACACAUGAAAACGAACACCAGAAGGCCCUUAGCUGAGACGAAAAAAUAAAUUGAUUAAACCCCCAAAGUUAGUGACCAGAAAUCGAAAAUUGUUCAAUUACAACAACAACAACCAAUAAGUGUCCACACAGUGAUUUACGAUAACCGUUUAAGCAUUCGUUUUUUGUGUCCACUGAUCAAACUGCCAUACACUGUUUAUCGAAAAAAUAAAUAAAAGUAAAAAUAUGUAUGAAACUAUCGAAAAACAAAACCCUUUGUGAAAGCUCCCGCUUGGAUUUAGUUAAGAAUAUUUCUAUUAUUAUAGUCCCCCGUUAUGAAAUAAAUCCGUGAACAGAAAAAAAAUCGCCUAAUAAGGUUUCUGCACGAGCGAAAAGUGAUUUGCAUUGAGAAAAUUAUAAAACACAACACAAAUACUAACAAACAUACACUUAUACACACAGUAAACAAAAAGGAGCGACAAAGAAGACCACAGACAACAGAAAGCGAAAAAGUAACAUGGGAACCACGAAAAGAGCUGAACCAAGAGAGAAAAAAAACAAUGUUGUUGACUAUAGUUAGUGCGUUGAGUAUAAGUAACAAAUUUGACUAGUAAUUGUGCAGAACAAGUAGAGUGGAAAGCAUCGACGGUGAUGAUGAUGAUGUUGACGAGGAAAAAAAAGCUAUGCAAUGCUUGUACUGCUUUUGAAUAGGGUUAGAAUUUAAGAAUUUCAAAUCAAAACAAAAAAAAAACGGAAACAACACGGAAAAUGUGAACUGUGAAGGGAAUAAUCGCGCUGUGGUCAGGAAGAUAAGAAUCGAGGUAAGAUAUAGGGUGAGGUUGGGCAGGAUGCCGUUUUGUUCAAAUUUUCUCAAUUUUCAACGAUAAACCACAGAGAAACAGACGACACACACUACUUGCCCUCUAUCGAUUGCCUUUUUUACGAUUGAUUUAAAUAUUUGGUGGUUUGUCGAUUUGCCACUCACGGUAAACCCGUCGUUUUUGCUCCGACACAAUGUUUGAGUAUGUCUCCGACAGAAUCCGAAUUUGGCGCGAAAGUGACCGGCAAGAGCAAGUGUGUAGGAGGUAAAACAAAACCCAAUAUAAGUGAACCGAUAGAUUUGAAUAGUGCGCCAACGAUCGAACUCAAUCACUGAAUGGAUGACUUGCGACUAUGUCCAACACAUAUUAACUCACGAUUGAACGGAGUGAUUAUCUAUCCUUCGAAAAAGGCUCAACACAUGUAGCCGAAGCGUCAGGUGUAGAACAUGAAUCCGUUUAUAAUUACGCGAAGACUGGAAGCUGAAAAAACUCCGUAACAUAACCAUAAUCACAGUCGAUCCCCAUACAUCGUUAUUCAAACAUAUUGUUUGUUUGAUGAGUUGGACCGGUGAUGUCACAACGAUGGCACAAAUGUGUCGGUGCAUCUCUCUUCGUUUUUGACAACAUUCGUAUGGAGAGAAGGAGAAAACAACCCAGUGCUGAGUAAAAACUAAAAGCUGUUCAACCAAACUGGAGUUUUUAAAACUCAAUCGUUGGGUUUAAAUAUUUUUCAGUGUAUGUGGAUCAUGGUGAGCUGUUGAGCUGCGAAGGCGAUCCAAAGGUAGGAAGCACAAAUUUGACAGCUGGAGCUGACAGGCGUCAGCAUGGAUGCCAGAUCAAUUUUCGAAAUAUCUGAAUAAUUUGGGAAGCUAUGUGGAGAACAGGGAUGGGAACACUCACUUGCGAAGAGUUACACUCACUUGCUGUUUUCUCAGCUCAGAAACGUGCAAUCAAGAAAUGAUGUAUGGACGACCUUUGUCUUUUGGUUUUGUCUAAAAAUAUGCCGAACAAAGUAUGGGUCGCACACGCAUAUCGAAGGCGUGAGAGAGCUGCGAAGGCAACUCUCCACGAGGCGAGUGUAAAUUACACUCACCUCGUGUAGAGUCGCUUCCACAGCUCUGUCACGAUUUGGCUAUGGGUUUGCUACUCUAUUCGACCAACUUUUAGACAAAACCACAAGCCAAAAGUCGUCGAUACAUCGUUUCUUGAUUGCACGCUUCUGAGCUGAGAAAACAGCAAGUGAGUGUAACUCUUCGCAAGUGAGUGUUCCCAUCCCUGGUGGAGAAGUAUGAACAAUGUGAAAAACAAAUUCCGUGCUAAACCUAAAUCAGGCAAAACCCAACAAAUUUCAGAAAAAAAUUGUGUGAAUCAUCAAAAUUUUUGUAAAUCCGGAAGGUUUGCAAUGCUGGGUGCCAGGGCUCUUGUCCUGCUGGUGAUUUUUAAGAGUGAAAAUUGAUCGAAGAUCGAUUACAGGAUUGCCAUCGACAUCGGGAUGCAGCCGGCAUAAUUCUGCAGGAGGAUCCAUAGCGAGAAAAAUCUAGCGGAUGCCCGAAUGAAACUGCAAAGGAAUUCCGGAAAGAAAUUGCUGCAGAAUUUUUCGGAAGGAAUUGUCGCAGAAUUUCGUAGUACCUAGGGAUUGCUGAAUAUUCUUCAGAAGGAAUUGCUUAAAGAUUAUUCAACAUAUUGCAACAGGAUUUCGCGAAAGCAAAUAGGCGGUAGAUAUCGACUUUCGUGUGGAACUGCUGAAGGAUUGCUAGGAUAACUUCAGCAGAUUACGUCUUUCCUUAUUGAUUCCUAGGGUUGAUGGUCAGGAAUGAUGGACGAUUCUUUGUAAUGGAAAAAUACCAAACCAGAAAUCCUUGAAAAGGUCUUUGGCAAUUCCCCAGAACAGUUCUUGAUGAAAUACCAGGAGUAAUUCCGGAAGCCUCGGAAGCCUCUGGAAGCCUCGGAAGCCUCCGGAAUCCUGGAGCCUCGCAGCCGUGCGGUUAGGGUCAUCAAGCCUGCUAAUCACACCAUACUGUGGGGUGAGGGUUCGAUUCCGGCUCUGGGUGAUGAAAAUUUUCGUAAGAAUAGUUUCUUCUCCGUAUCCACUGGUGCAUGCUCCGUGUGUCCGUUGUCUGUUCAGUCUGUACAGCCUGAGGCUGAAGACGGUGUCCGUGUCUUUUUUUAAUUCCGGAAGAUAUCACUGGAGGACUACUGGAGAAAUCCCUGGAAAAAAAACCCAUAGAGUAAUCCCAGGAGAAAUCUCCGCUGGAACAUUUGUAGAAAUUUACAGAAGAAUUCCUGGAACAUCUAAGCAGCAAUGUUCGGAGGGGUGUCUAGAGAAUUUCCAAGGAUUUCUGGAGAAGUCUGGUGGAAUUCCAGGUAAAGUUCCUCGAGAACUCUUCAGAAGAAUCCCCGGAUAAACAAUCCCCACUAGAGCUCCUGGAGAAAUUCUCGGAAGAAUUCCAGCGACAAAUUCUGUAAUAAUCCUUAGAGGAUUUAUCUAAACAUUUCUUGGGGAAUAUCCAAGAGGAAUUCCAGCAAUUUCUUGAGGCAUUUCUUGAGAAAUUUCAAAAGAUAUUUAUAGAAGAAUCACAAAGGACAACUCUGAAAAGAAGAGACACAUUUUACAUCUUCCAUUUUGUCUGCAAUUCAAACAUGAAAGAUAGUGCAUAUCAAAAGUAGCAAACUUGGGCUGGGCUCAUAAUAUUUUUAAGAAAUUGCAACGUUUGGGGCCCUCAUGAAAGUCCGGAUACCUAGCAGAAAUUCGGAAAAGACGAUGACAGUUUUAAAAAAGUGUCUACUCCAAAAGAAAUUUAGGUAUUCCGAUGGGUGUUUGUGAAUUCUUAAGGAAGUCUUGUGGUUCGAAGAACUCUUUCAAGGAUUCGGAUUUUUUUUUUUCGAGAAUUAGUGGGCUGGCUUGGAUAUUUUGAUAAAUUUCCUACCGAAAUCUCUCUUGGAAUUUCACUAGACCUCGUGGUAGACUACUUUAAGGAGUUUAUCUGUGAUACUCUUCACAAAACUCUUCCUGACAUUUCUCAGAGGACUCCUCCCAGGCAUUUUUGGGAUUCUUUUUGGGAUUCAGUUCAAAAUUCUGUACGGCAAUCCUUCUAGUAAUCCACUAGGGAUUUCUCUAGGUAGAUUUCUUCCCAGAACUUUUCCGAAAUUCGUUUUUUAUUUAUUUUAAGAAUUUCUCCAAUAACUGUGCAAACACUUGCAAAACACAUUGUUGCGAAAUCCAUAACAGUAUUCUUCAAAAAAAAAAUCUCCCUGCAAGAUUUUUCUUGAAUAUCACCGAACUUGAGCUUAAGCUUGGUUGACCAAUCGUAGGUGCUGAUCAAUACUGAAACUCCAGAUCUGCUGGGUUCUGUGGGUCCUUCUGGAAUACCGGCACAAUUUCACUCUGAUGCCUUUCUAGCUUGGAACUCCUUUCCAAUCCAGCCUGGAAUUUCUACAUUGUUUCCUAACAUAAUUUUGUCAGCAUUCUGUAGGGCAAACAUGCGAAGAUGUUCCAUUUGAAAUCCCGAUAAGUUGUCCCUAUUUAUUUUUGAAGAAAUUCCGGAGGUGAAUCUUGAUAAAAAUAUUUCAAAUCCUAAGAAAAAAUCCCUGUGAGAAAUCCCGGAAGAAACUACGUUCAAUUUCCUGUGGGAGACUCAGGUAGAAGUCCGAAAACUCUUCGAAAAAUUGUGUGAUAAAUUAUUCGAGAUAUCUGAAGUCAAAAUCCUGAUGGAAUGAGCUCUAGUAAAAAUCUUGUAAGGGACGUUUCUAAAAAUCUAGGGAAACCUCGAAAAGUGAUGCAAGAGAAAACGAAAGAAAUUUUAUGGAUAACUCCAGUAGAUCUCCAGUAGAAACCCGGGAAAACUUAGGCAUGUAAAAGUUAGAGAAACUUAAGCGAUUUGUAAUUGUUGAAUAGUGAUUUGCUCCACAAAUUUCUGAGCAUUGAGCAUAAAUUAAAACAGGUUUGUUUGUUUAAAAGUAAGUCUGGUCCGGGUUAAGCAUUAAUUUUAAUUGUAGCUGUAAUGCUGAGAUUUCUAUAAAAAAUCCAGGCAAACUCAGGAAAUUAGUAUGAAAUUCCUACACUUUUCAAAAGAUUCCAGCGGUACGGAUAUAAACUUCGGUAUUUCUGUUGAUACUUGUGAAGCAUGGAGGAUAUCUGAGAUCCUAACAACUAACUCUUGGGAACUUCCCAGAUUUUUACUGAAAUCAACAUUGAAUUUUUUCCCGGAAGAUUCUGGAUUUUUUCCCUAAAGUCUCUCUAGGGAUUUUCUCAUUUUUUUUGUUUUUGUUUUUUUUGUAAACAUUUAUAAAAACGUCAUUGCUUUUUUAGUAUUAAGGCAAAUCCUAAGUAAAUUCCAUUGAAAAUCUCCAGACCUACUCUGUUGCAAAGAAUUUCAUAGGUAUAAUCUUAAAAGAAACUCAAAAUAAAUCGCGAGCGGAAUUCUGAGAGCAUUCGGAGCUAUGGGCAAAAUGCUUCCGGGAAUUUCGAAAAAAGUCCCUUGAGAAACUGGAGAAAUCCCGGAAGACAAUUCUGAAGUAAUCUCCAGAGUGCAAACGUUUCACGAAAACCUAUAAAUGGGAGAAACCUGUAAAUCAUGUGAAGCAAAUUUUUGUAAAGAAUACCAGAACAAACAACUGGAUAAAUCUCUGAAGGAGCUCCAGAAAUCCUUGAAAGAACUGUGGAGUAAAUCGCGAAGGAAUGGAAAAAGUUAUGACAAUAACACGACGUAAAUUCCCUGGGAAAUUCCUGUGAAAAUCCACAUAAAUCUCCGGUAAAUCCUAGGAGGAGCUUUGGUAGAAAUCCUGAACCAGGUCUGAAACAGAUAAACUGUUACUGGUUCGGGGUCAAAUUCUCUAGAACGGACUAAACUUGUUUUAUCCGUAGUAAAGCAGUGAUAUGAAAUACCAUAGGUGGAGUACGAAAAGUUGAUGUUUUGCAUACACUAGAUAUGGGGACGACAGUUAAUAAGUAGCUGAGAGAAAGAUUUUCAAACAGGGUCAAAGAAGCUGCAUCUGAUUUGAAGCCAAGGGCGUUAUCAAAAGAUUCAAAACAAAUCCUAUGUGGAACGAAAAUCUGAAGAAAAUUAAUUAAAUUUGAAUAUUUGACGGCAAAUUAACUUCAACGCCAUUUCACUUCAAUUCGUACCAUCCUAUACCGAAGCGCAACUCAAAAGAUGUGAACAAAGGGAAGUGUUUAAUAUCAGUGUGUUAAGAAGGCUUUGUGACAAACCUUGCGACGAAAAAACAAAACUGACUCUAGAGGACAAAUGAAAUGGAUCAGAACAGACUCGAGAAAAAAAAUACUAAAUAGGCAGAGUAUCCACUCAAUAAAAUGAUAAAACCUCCGUAGACUUAGCAUGUUUAUAACGGCAUUACAGAAACAUACUAACUAUAGAGAGACUACCAGUAUUUGAAUAGCGUAAACGCCCCCGUUACCCAAAAAGUAGUGAAACCGAUAUUGUUCUACCCGUUAGAAGCUUUCCGUUUUUUGGCUGGAAACGUCAUCUCGAAGCAACAAGAUGGCACUUCUAGCUAAAACGGAAAGAUGUUCUUUCAUUCUCUUCGAUGAAUGUAAACCUUUUGCCGUAGUGGUGCGUACGACGCGACGCUAAGCCAGCCCUGUAGAUACAAUCCAAUCACUAACUUAGCUUAGGCGCUUCCGGUAGCUUCUUUUUUCGCCCGUAAACUAUGCUAUAGAGAGGAUUAUUUGUCAGACUCUUUGAACUGCUAGACGAGUUUCAACCAAAUGAGGAUUUACAAAAAGCCUACAACUAAAGUUACUAGAAUGGAUUCACCCCCUCUAUAUUUUAUUUCCGCGCGAGAGCGCUUAGCGUUGCUACUUAGCAGUUGACUAAACACAGUCAGUGACAGUUUUGCUCCUCUUUUACAGAAAAUGUACUAGUUCGUUCAGACGGUUUAAUGUGCAUUAGAAUCAGUUGAGAGUACCGCAGUCUAUGAAGUCUAGAUGAGAAGGAUGUAUUUCAGAGGUGUGAAAUGCUCCGUAAUUGAAAGAAGAAGUUUCCAUAGUUGGGAUUUUCCCGUAAAUGUGAUAAAUACAACUGCGGUUCAGAUAGAUCCUUUGAUUUGAUAUGGACUUGACAGUAACAAUGGACGCAAAAGUAAGUAACAAGAUGCAUACAUUUAAUUUUUCACUUGAGUGCCUGAUCGUUAACGAUAAAUUUCAAAGAGGAAAUCUGACACUAAAGAUUAUGAACAGCAACAGUCGAAGAAAGUAGAUGUUUUCAAGCCCACUAUUUUCGAAUAUUGUUUUUGCAGAUGCGACGAUUCUUACCUAAAUUCAGAGUUAAUAUUUAAGGCUAGUUAUAUUUUAUGAACCAUUUUCUAUCAAUGCCAAGAAAUGAACGCUGCUAAGAAAAAGCUGAAAUAAUUUUAUGAUUGUAACCAUAGGUUGCUGCACAAGUUCACAAGCAGUUGAAGACAUAAAAGACGAGAAGAUAAAGACCGAAAAAACGACUUAAAACGGUUGAAAAUGGGGAAAUAAUAAAGCAAAUAGAAAUUACUACAAACAGAAAAAAAAACAUCGCAUGAUAAAACACAGAACUCUUUCCGAAGCGCAACUGAGAUAGAAAAUAAACAAAAUGCAAAGCAAACACGCUCGAGCUCUGUCACAAUAAGUAAAAAAAAACCUAUAAUUACAGUAAAAGUGAAAACAGGAAAACCAAUGAAACCUAACAUUCAAGAAAACAAACAAGAAAAUCAUACAAAACACAUAUGCUAUGCAAAAAGCGAAAUAAAAAAAAACAAUAGAUCAACAGAAAAUGGACGAAAUUUUUGUUUAACAUUUUUACUUUCGAGCAUUGCAUUCCGGUAACGACAUCCAACAAACAAUAACGAUAAACAAUAAAAGGUACAUAUUGAAUCAA
Aedes albopictus (Asian tiger mosquito) is the source of this 11333-nucleotide messenger RNA. It is a transcript of the gene MESK2, whose product is annotated as protein NDRG3. Gene Ontology annotation, biological process: signal transduction. The transcript has 11 exons. Gene Ontology annotation, cellular component: cytoplasm. NCBI's taxonomy places the organism in Eukaryota, Metazoa, Arthropoda, Insecta, Diptera, Culicidae. The coding region runs from base 931 to 2418 and encodes 495 amino acids. The record is from RefSeq and is a predicted model, not a curated record.